CCCCCAUCUUUCCCAGUGAGAUUCUGAAAGCUCUGUUUCUCAGAGAGCCAUCAAGAAAUUAUAAAUUAAGUAUUCAUUGCUCGUUAUUGCAUGAGAAUUGCGGUUGGGUUUCAAGCUCAUUCAACAAUGGCGAAGGGUAGAUAUGGUCGGUUGCAGAGCAAAAAAUGGUCGACGUUCACGCUCGUCUUGUCGAUGCUAUUCAUGCUAAUAGUGGUGCUGCUGAUGCUUCUGGCUUUUGGAAUCGUUUCCCUUCCGGUUAUCACCGACGAAUCUUCACCUAACGAUCUCAGUUCCUUUAGGCGCGGGACCGUUGAGAGAACCGAUGGAUUCGGGGAUAGAGAAGAUCAGUGGACAGAAGUGAUUUCUUGGGAGCCCAGAGCUUUCAUAUAUCACAAUUUCUUGUCCAAGGACGAAUGUGACUACUUAAUAAAUCUUGCUAAACCUGAAAUGGUAAAGUCAACUGUUGUCGAUAGCAAGACUGGGAAGAGCAAAGAUAGUAGGGUGCGGACAAGCUCUGGAAUGUUUCUGAAGAGGGGACGUGAUAAAAUAGUUAGCGAUAUUGAGAAGAGAAUAGCAGACUUCACUUUCAUUCCUGUAGAGCAUGGAGAAGGACUUCAGAUUCUCCACUAUGAAGUUGGACAGAAAUAUGAUGCACAUUUUGAUUACUUCCUUGAUGAGUUCAACACCAAGAAUGGGGGCCAACGGAUUGCCACUCUUCUGAUGUAUCUGUCAGAUGUUGAAGAAGGCGGUGAGACAGUGUUUCCUGCUGCAAAGGGGAGUUUCAAUUCUGUGCGAUGGUGGAAUGAAUUAUCUGAAUGUGGUAAACAGGGACUUUCGGUGAAACCUAAAAUGGGUGAUGCAUUACUUUUCUGGAGCAUGAGGCCUGAUGCUAGUCUAGACCCAACAAGUUUGCAUGGUGGAUGCCCUGUGAUAAGGGGUAACAAGUGGUCAUCUACGAAGUGGAUGCAUAUUGAAGAGUACAAAGUCUAAGGCAUUAUAUUUGGCCGGAUAUGGGGAGAGAGUUGUGUCGAUGCAGGCGGUUUGGAGAUCUAGAAAAACUGACAAAUGAAACGCAGCCAGACGCACUACUGUUAGAAUGGUCUAACCCCACAUUCUCUUGAUUUGCUGGUCUAACCAGCACUCAGUUUAGGGGUUGUCCUUCCGCAACUGAUAUCAUUGAGAGAACAGUGUAAGUUAACAAAAUAAUAGUAUUUUAUACCAUUGAGAGAACACAGAAAGUUGCCCAAAUAACGAUUUUUUAUUGGGCGGAAAGAUAUAGUUACAAAUUGUUUUGAACCUUUA
Molecule: messenger RNA, 1302 nt
Organism: Prunus avium (sweet cherry)
Lineage: Eukaryota; Viridiplantae; Streptophyta; Magnoliopsida; Rosales; Rosaceae
Product: 2-oxoglutarate (2OG) and Fe(II)-dependent oxygenase superfamily protein
Biological process (GO): peptidyl-proline hydroxylation to 4-hydroxy-L-proline
Cellular component (GO): endoplasmic reticulum
Molecular function (GO): iron ion binding; L-ascorbic acid binding; procollagen-proline 4-dioxygenase activity
Source: RefSeq, a predicted model, not a curated record